UAAAAAAUAACAUGGCACUGUCCUGAGUUGUUUUGCCUUAAUGUAGCCUGGAAAAUAGUUGUAAAGCUUAGCUAACAAACGGAGUUGUCGAUUUUCCCCAUUCGGUCGAGUGCUGCUCAACCUGUCGAAAAGCUAAGGCUAAAAAAUUGUUUAUAACUUGUGCAAAAGUGUGAAAGAGCCAUUGAUUAUCAAUAAAGUGUCGAUCAAAAUGUCGAUCUUUGAACAUCCCGAACAGCUGAAGAUGCUGCAGGACCUCCUGAAUCCCAAUCAGCGAAGAGGCGGCAUUGACUACAGCAGCAGUGAGGAUGAGGAGGAGUCCAUGGUCGUCCACAAGCUGAAUCCUGGUGGCAUUGGACGUCCCAAAACGGAAGACGCCACCAAGGCUAAGAAGAAAAAGAAGCCCAAUCCUUUGUGCACGCCCUUGGUGGAGGAAGAGAAAAAGCAGCCUGAGAGUCUGGAGGAAUGGCAGGAUCGCCAGGAGAAGGAAGACAACGAUAUACUGGAAACCCGGAAGACUCCCGAGUAUACGAUGACCUAUCGCCAGGCCGUGGGCACCGAGGAUGUCUUCUUGCAGAUGGGCAAUCGCACUGGAUCCUCGGCGAGCUGCGAGGACCUCAUUGUGGAGGUUUCCCUGCCGGACGAGGAAAUGACUGCGGACAAGAUGUCGCUCAGCUUGCAGGAAAAGGAAUUGGAUUUGGGCACAUGUUUGUACCGCUUGCGACUACCGCUUCCCCAUCCCGUCAAUGUGGAUCGUUGUCAGGCAAAAUACGACAGUGAGCUGAAGAAGCUUCGGCUGACUCUGCGCCUGCAGCGGGAGCUAGACUACGUUAAUUUCUAGACACCAAUUGAAUAUUUCACUUUUCAUUGUUUCCAUAUUACACAUCACAGUAUAGAGUGUAAAUUUAGAGUACCAAAAUUGUAACGUGUCGCAACCUUUGUUGCCCGCCGUUUAUUUGAUACCAACUUUAUAUGCUUUGGGGAGCAGGAAAAUAAAAUAUAAUCGAAUGACAUUUAGAUGCGUUAAAACGCUAACCAGAA
Molecule: messenger RNA, 1038 nt
Organism: Drosophila erecta
Lineage: Eukaryota; Metazoa; Arthropoda; Insecta; Diptera; Drosophilidae
Gene: Dnaaf6
Product: protein PIH1D3
Exons: 4
Coding region: 209-838 (209 amino acids)
Biological process (GO): axonemal dynein complex assembly
Cellular component (GO): cytoplasm
Molecular function (GO): protein-folding chaperone binding; dynein intermediate chain binding
Source: RefSeq, a predicted model, not a curated record